This is a messenger RNA of Aspergillus fijiensis CBS 313.89, 2166 nucleotides long. RefSeq lists its product as uncharacterized. The transcript is spliced from 7 exons. The record is from RefSeq and is a predicted model, not a curated record. Gene Ontology annotation, molecular function: protein binding. The coding region runs from base 272 to 2017 and encodes 581 amino acids. NCBI's taxonomy places the organism in Eukaryota, Fungi, Ascomycota, Eurotiomycetes, Eurotiales, Aspergillaceae.
GGUCGCACUGCCUUCUCCUGGGCGGCAUCCUUUGACCUGGCGCAGGCGAAAACGGCUACUGAUCGCGAUCGUCCGGGUCAAUUGAUGCAAUUGCUUCUCGACCGUGGAGCCGAUCCUAACCUUGCGGACCUGCACGGCGAGACCGCUUUGCAUUGGGUCGUGAAGGCCGGUGACGAGCAGAUGGUGGAGCUUCUCCUGCAAAAGGGCGUGCUGUCAGAGGUGGCCGACCUGCGGGGCCGCACACCGUUGUCGCGGGCCGCCGAACGGGGCCAUGACCGGAUCGUCGCGCUCCUCCUUGACAAGGGUAAAGCAGACCCGGAUAGCAAAGAUGGGCGAGGGCGGACCGCGCUCUCCUGGGCGGCCGAGAAUUGGCAUCUCAAAGCCGCGAGCUUGUUGGUCGAUCGUGGAGCCAGUGGAGACAUUCAAGACCACGAGGGACAGAUCCCUCUGUGGUGGUUGGUUAGUAACACGGCCAGAAGAACCCAUGACAAAAGCCCGACGCACGUUCCUGGCAUGGGCAAGCGAGCGUGGUGAUCGAGAACUGGUCCACCAUCUCUUAAGAACCACAUGGGCAGACCCUAAUUCAAUUGAUCGUUAUCGCAAAACACCCCUCAUUUAUGCAUUGGAAUGGAGCCACUAUGAAGUGGCCGAUACGCUUAUGCUGGGCGUUGGGGAUGAUGUAGACCGAAAGAAGGACGUUGUGUCUUUGCCUGUGAUGAUUCAAGAAGGUCGUGCGCGACUACUGAAACCUUUCCUCGAACGGUACAAGCCCAGUCUAGAAGGAGAGGACGAGUACAGCUCAAUUCCCUUGAUGAGGAUGGCACUCCAGCAGGCCGAUAGACCCACCGUGGCUGCUCUCUUGGAGCACAAAGCUCGCAUCGACGAAUUGGAGAACGGGGACUGGUUCGGCCCUUGUAGUGAAGGGAAACCGACUGUGAACCUGAUGCCGUCACGCAAUCUUCCCACCCAAGGCCAACAUUCGAUCCCGGUGAUGGACAUGACUAUCCCAGAAGGUGAUCGGGCAGGCCUGAUUGCCUUGAUGAAUCAUCGGCUGAACAUGCUGGAUCUCGACGAGGGUUUGAACUUCGGGGCAUAUAGCCGCGGAAUCAAGCCCAGUGUAGUUGUUGAUCUUGUGGCUCUGCGGGACGGACGCAGAAAGGCCCGGUGGUUAACAGCCGAUGUAUUGCAGAAAGAGAUCAAAGCAUUGCCCAAGACAGUCGACGAAACCCAUCUGAUGCUCUUCCGAGAGAACUAUGUCUGGGAAACGUAUUGCCCACUGACAGAAACGCCCAAUGAGAUGAACUUCUCUCUGGGACAUAAAAGUCCCUGCAGGACAUUCACACUGUUUAUUCGACUGGAUAUAAAGAUAGGGGACUUGCUCACAGAUGACGAUGCCGAGAAGGGCACGGUCCGAAUUGUCGAAUGGGCAAUGCUGGAGGCACCACCGAAAGCAAUUCACUACUAUAGCAAUCUGCCUUAUGGUUGGAUUCCACAGAAUGAUCUUGAACUAGUGCAACUGUUCAUGCAGACUUGGCGAGAGGACUGGUUGAUGAUCUGCCGAGAGGCCAGGAGGUAUCUCGGACGACUGCGCACGCAUCAGUUGUCUGCGCGGGGAAAAGAUGAUCGACUCAUUGAUUCCAUAGCCAAGCACAUGCAGCGAUGGACUCACGUUCAGGGAUUGCUGGCGGAGCAGCUAAGCCAAGUCCGAGACUUUGUCACCCAGUAUCAGCGGUUCAGCGAGACGCGCAAAUUCACCGAGCAGAUGCAGGAUAUGAUCUCCGAGCUCGAACGGGAUAUAUCAGGACAGAUCGAUAAGCUGGAGCAGACGGUCCGCGACCUGCUUCAGAUUGAAUUUGCAUGGGUGUCGAUUAACGAAGCACAUCGAUCGACUAGUUUGGCAACUAGUAUGAAACGACUUAGUUGGAUCACGGUAGGAUGUCAUCUGCAGAGGACCUAUAUAGCACUGACGAGCUGUAUCUUCGCAGUUUAUCUUUCUUCCUUUGACUUUCGCCUCUAGCUUAUUCGGUAUGAAUGUGGAUAUCCUGGAAGAUAACCCAUCCUGGCGUUGGUACCCUCUUAUUGGGGGCAUGCUACUGCUCCUGUCUGUCGCCAGCUGGGUGUUUUUCAAGUUCAUCAAUGUGGAACAAUGGUUGGAGCGUAGAGUCG